AUGUUGGUGGCUAGUGGUGAACUAGAGACAGUGAAGUCCCAUAUUCGUAGUAAGCUUAUCUUGGAGAUGAAAAAAAGCUGGUCUGCAGUUGGUGCCGGUAGAGAUGGAAAGCAACAUGUGGAUUACUAUUCAAAGCUCGCGAGUAAACUAAUUGUUAGCCAUCUGAUUUUUCGUCACUGCGAUUACACUUUGAGCGUGUUUGUUCCUGAAAGUGGUCUCUCACAAAACGAGGUGUAUUGCCUGGAUCACGAUGGAAGAACAAAACUACACAAACCGGAUGAAUUGUUAUCAGAAAUGAAGAGUUUACAGAACCAGAAAAUCAAAAGCAUGAUGAGUGCAGAACAUUCACCGUUGGAGGUGUUAUUGCGGUAUUGCGAAGAACAGUUCACAUGGCCUCAGAUGUGUACCGGGAUACAGACCGACCGGGAAACGCAUGUCGAGUCUUUUGAUUACAAAUUGCAAAAUAUUGAUAAAACUUAUGAUCAUCUUCGCUAUUUGGAUCUCCAGUCAACAAAAGAAACAUUUGAACAACGUUUGGACUCCAUGCGCCGAGAAAUGGAGGCUCAAUAUACAGAGAAACUAAACCUGAAGCUGGACCAUUACCGAAAUUCUCAACUGGCAGAGGUGGAAAGCAGGAUGAAGGACCAAUAUCAGCUGUUGUUGCAAAACGCACAGAAAAAGCUAGAAGAGGAAUACGAGAAACGUUUGACCAGCCUGUCAGAAGAGCAAAAAGAGAUGAAAAACAAGGCCGAACUAGCGCGACAGGCUGAGGAGCGGGAAGCUUUUCUGCGCCGCCAAAAUAUGCAAAAGGAAGUAGACAUUCUGCGAACUCGAUUGAUGGAACUAAAGGAUGAAAAGGAACUAUUAGCUAGGUAA
Molecule: messenger RNA, 876 nt
Organism: Echinostoma caproni
Lineage: Eukaryota; Metazoa; Platyhelminthes; Trematoda; Plagiorchiida; Echinostomatidae
Source: the annotation of a GenBank genome assembly